Rodentolepis nana is the source of this 1125-nucleotide messenger RNA. Lineage: Eukaryota; Metazoa; Platyhelminthes; Cestoda; Cyclophyllidea; Hymenolepididae. The record is from the annotation of a GenBank genome assembly.
AUGGAUCUAAAAUUUGCUGAGAGCAAGGCAGAAGUGCCAACAAAUCUCAAUUCAUUGAAAUUUUCCACUCAGGUUGGACUCUAUACGCUAAAUGGAGAGUUCGCAUUCCCAAAAACCACUUUCAUCAUUCAUCCCCUUGAAUUUAGAACUGAUAUUUCGAAAGCAGGACCUGACAUCUCUGUACAUACGAAAUCAUAUUUCAUUGUAGCUGUACUGAAAAUUCUCCUAGUCGUCCAUCAAGCAACUACAUCGGCAUUCACCGAUAUCUACCAUAGUCGGAAGUAUCCAGUUCAAUUAUCAUCAUCAUCAUCUUCUUCAUCGCCACCUUACAAAACAAAUGACUCCUACUGGGAGUCUCGCAUCACAAAGGCUCUUCAUGAUCUCUGCCAGGCAUCGAUGGGUUAUCAACGCGUCGCUUCCAUUCGUCGUUUGCCAACUGCCAAUUCAGUUCAUCAGAGAAUUCGUGCCACGCCUUUUGAAGUGACUCUCUACUCAACUGGCCACUUAAGGACACUGUCAAGUUUGGAGGAGCUUAUCAAGCAUCGGUUGGAUGAGGGUUAUUUACCAGGUUUAGGUUCCCUUGAUCCUGAAGCCAGUUGUGUCAAACGUUUGGAAGGAAGUAUGCCUGGUAAGCCUAAAAUCUCAUACCAAUCCAUAAAUCCGGAACCGGACUUUUCACAAGACCUGGAUAUAGGAUCCGGGAAUAUCGAAGUAGCUCUAAACAUUCCAAUUUAUAACCUUACCUUUCGUCAUGCAGAUGUUGUGAAGAAUUUGGGGAGACCUCAUUUAUGUCUUAUUUCAGGUGAGGAAAGUAUUAGAGAUCCACCUCAACAGGAUUAUCCAGGAAGCAAUCGCCGACGUCCAAUUUCUGUUCGACAAACAGCUCAUGAUUUGGCAAUUCAAAAUAGUUGGAGGCAUCGAGAAAUUCUCAACCAACCUGGUGUUAUUGCUGCUAUCGUAGGAAGUACAAUUGCAGGUCUCUUACUAUUGAUUCUUCUGAUUCUCUUUUGCGUCUAUCGUCUGCGUAAGAAGGAUGAGGGGUCUUACUCCCUUGAGGAACCUCAAAAAGGCGCCACAACAUCCGGAGCGUAUGUACGAGCGCCGAGUAGAGAAUUUUACGCUUAG